CUGGGUCUCUCAGCAACUGUGAAGACCCUGCACAAGAAUGUCAGCUCAUUACCUGCUGGUGUUUGCCUGUCUCUGGGGCUUUGCUAAUGCCCAUCCCUCUAAAGGAAAUCUGGCUGCCACCAUUCGAGCUACCCAGUCCAGCGUUCAACAUUUUCUCGGAGUCGCUCCACAUGCCAUCGAUGGAAACGAGAACACUGAUUUCAAUGUGGGAUCGUGCAGUCGCACGAGAGUGCAACGGUCCCCUUGGUGGAGGGUUGAUUUUUUCUACCAUUACCAUGUCUACGUUGUAGAAAUCACCACCAGCAACGAUGGAGGGGACUUGAGCGGAGCGGAAAUUCGCAUCGGAGACUCAUUAAAAGAAAAUGGCAAUGCUAACGAAAUCUGCGCCAAAAUCGAGAGAAUUCCAGCAGGAGGGACACAAAGAUUUAACUGUGCAGGUCUCGGAGUGCACGGUCGCUAUUUGACCAUCCGUGUUCCAAACAAGGAGGUGGCCCUGUCGCUGUGUGAGGUGAAAGCGUUUGGAGCACAUGAACCUCACGAUGAACAUGAACAUUGAAUAAUCCAAACUGAAAUCGCCGCUCGUUUGGAACGAUCCAUUUUAUGCUUCGAGCUUAUGCAACCAAUCAGGAUCCUUCUCAGCUUCUUCUCUGGGGCCACACUCUCUGCAAUGCAGCUUUAAGCAAUGAGUUCACACAACCAGUCUGUCUUAAGAGUUUGUGCAACACAUCCAAGAACAGGCAGUCGAUGUGUUCUCAGUCAAACAGCUUCCAUCGAGAAAUCAGAGGCAAUAGGACAGAGCUCAGUGAAAGGACAAGAGUCACCAGAGAAAGAGUCUGUCAAACACUGUCCAGAACACAGGAGUCCAGAGAGAUGGAUCAGUCCUCUCUCUGUCCCACUGACUGUCAACUGGAAUUCCAGCUUUAAUGGAAGACCUGCAGCUCUGAAGAGAGGCAGGAUUAAUCCUGGAGUCUGUGCAAUUUACCCCCAUCAGUAUCUGUCCAAUAAGAGCUCAGUACAGAUUGACCAUUCACCAUCUGCGCUGUUUAGUUACUGUUCUGGGAGGAUGUGUGUGUGAUCUAUAACCUGUCAUUUCUGAUUUUGAACAAAAAUCAAUAAAAUUGCUGAUUGUG
Messenger RNA from Carcharodon carcharias (great white shark), 1130 nucleotides. Its product is annotated as fucolectin-1-like. The coding region runs from base 38 to 556 and encodes 172 amino acids. The transcript is spliced from 5 exons. Lineage: Eukaryota; Metazoa; Chordata; Chondrichthyes; Lamniformes; Lamnidae. The record is from RefSeq and is a predicted model, not a curated record.